CUGAUUGGCGGGGACUGUUGUGAGGGGCUCGGCGAAACAACGAGGCGGCCAUUUUGUUCCAAGAUGGCGCCUCCUGAGGAGAAAGGCGAGUCGGAGUCGGAGCACGCCUGCCGGGUCCUGCGGGGCCUGGGGCUCCUCCGGGCGGAGCGGGCGCUGCUGGACGUGACCCUCUUAGCCGGCGGGGCCGAGUUCGGGGCUCACCGCGCCGUCCUGGCCGCCUCCUCGGGCUACUUCCGCGCCAUGUUCGGCGGAGGCCUCUUGGAGGCGCGGGCCCGGCGCGUCAGGCUGCACGGCGUGGAGGCGGAGUGCUUGGGCCGCCUCGUGGACUUCGCCUACUCGGGCCGGGUGUCGUCUCUGGGCCUGGACGACGACGACGAGGCCUGCCUGGAGAGCCUCGCCGGGCGCUUGCUGAGGGCCGCAGAUUUACUCCAGUUCCCGGCUGUGAAGGCGGCCUGUGCGGAUUGGAUUGCAGCCAGGUUGGAGCCAGCCACGGCGCUGGAGACGGAGGACUUCGCCGAGACUUUCUCCUGCCCGGAUUUGGCCCAGGCGGCACGGCGGUGUGUUUUACGCCACGCUGCCGAGGAUGACGACGAGCUGGGCUCUCUGACAAGAGCAGGCCGCAACGAGGCCUCUCCUCGAGUAGGCCCCAGCGAGCCCUCGGCCUUGACCGCCGCGCUGUGCCGCCUCCCGCUGUCCCGCUUUGUCUCCUACCUCAGCGCGGACGGGCUGCGGGUGCGCAAAGAAGAGGCCGCCUUCGCCCUGGCCAUGCGCUGGGUGCGCGCCGACCCCAUCUUCCGCGCCGCGCUCCUCCCGCAGCUGCUCUGCCACGUCCGCCUGCCCUUCGUGCGCCGCUUCGCCCUCCUGGCCCGCGUGGAGGCCGCCCCCGAGGUGGCACGCUCCCCGGCCUGCCGCCCCCUGCUCGCCGAGGCACGGCUCUUCCAGUCCGGGCGGCUGGACCGGCACGACCGCGGGCCCUGCGCCCGACUCCGCCCACGGCCCUCCACCGGCCUGGCCGAGGUGCUCGUCACCCUGGGUGGGUGCGACCGCGACUGCGACGAGCUGGCCACCGUGGACGCCCUCCUGCCCAAGAGCAAGGCCUGGCGGUACCUCGCUGAGUUCCCCGAGCGCCUCGGCGGAGGGUACGCUGCUGUCGUCUGCGGAAAUGACAUCUAUGUCACCGGGGGCUCGGAUGGCUCCCGCCUCUACGACAGCACCUGGCGCUACAACUCGGCGGUGAACGAGUGGACGGAGGUCUCGCCCAUGCUGAAGGCCCGGGAGUACCACAGCGCGGCGGUGCUGGACGGCCUGCUGUACGUGGUGGCGGCCGACAGCACCGAGCGCUACGACCAGGAGCUGGACGCCUGGGAGGCCCUGCGGCCCAUGCCCUUCGCCAUGGACAACUGCUCGGCCAGCGCCUGCCGAGGGAAGCUCUACGCCACUGGGUCCCUGGCUGGGAAGGAGGCCAUGGUCAUGCAGAGCUACGACCCCGAGGCCGACCUCUGGAGCAUGGUCAACUGCGGGCAGACGCCCCCCUGGUCCUUCGCCCCCAAGUCUGCCACCCUCAACGGGAUGAUGUACUUCGUCAGAGAUGACUCCGCCGAAGUGGACGUCUACAACCCAGCCAAGAACGAAUGGGACAAAAUCCCCCCCAUGCUCCAGGUGCACGUCGGGGGCAGCAUCGCGGUGCUCGGGGGCAAGCUGUACGUCUCGGGGGGCUACGACAACACCUUUGAGCUGUCGGGGCUGGUGGAGUCGUACGACCCGGAGGCCCGGAAGUGGAGCGCGGCGGCCCAGCUGCCGGAGCCCAUCUUCUGGCACAGCAGCGUCAGCAUCUUCCGGCAGUUUCUGCCCGGCAGCCUGGACGGGGAGGAGGGCGAGGAGGAGGAAGAGGCCCCUCUGGACAACGCCGCCAGCCUCCGACGGCAGCAGCGCCAGAACCUCCGGAACCUGAACGAGUUGCGCUAACGGGAUUUCGGGAGGAGGAGCGGGAUAUCCCAUUCGCCCUGCAAGCUCAGAAGCCUUCCUCUGGAAUUGCAGACACCGAGCAGAAUUGAGAGGAGGGAUUAUUCCAGAGUUCCAGAGAGCUUCGGAAGGUCCUGGUGCCUCCGAAGCUGUUGUUGUGUUGUUAUAGGAGUAGCAGAUCCAUGGAGAUGCGUGUUAUAGCAGAACAAGAAGGUAAAACCUUCGGCGACGGAGCCAGCCUGUUUAGCAUCGUUCUAGAACUAGAACGAGAGAUUCGGGAGAGCGUCUUGACCCUACGGAUGGUCCGAAAAGCUUCCGGGAAGGGAUGCCUUUAAGCAGAGGAGAGUUGGGUGGGCUUUGGGGGUCCCUGUGGCCCUUUUGAGAUGCAAUAUCACAUUGCUUGCCUUAUAAGAUCAAUCGUGUCCCUCCAGGCCAAAGAUCUGGGCUUUGGGGGUGAUAUGGGGCCGUGGUGAGUAUCAUCACGGUCCCGAUUUGUGUAUCAUCACUGUCCCACGUUGUGUAUCAUCACUGUCCCAGUUUGUGCUUGAGCUCAGUGUUUAAAAACAUGAAGGAUCUUGACCAUAUCUGCCUUUUAGCGGGAUACUCAUCCCACUCUGGCGUUUUGGACUCCAGCUCCCAAGUGCCUUCUGUUUUGCCAGGAAAGCUGGGAGAUGCAGUCCCAAACAGCCAGAAUUUGCUUCCCGUUUGCUUUGGGAAGAAAACCCCAAAGUGUUGUCGAAGGCUUUCAUGGCCGGGAUCACAGGGUUGUUGUAUGUAUUCUGGGCUGUAUGGCCAUGUUCCAGAAAUAUUCUCUCCUGACGUUUCGCCCACACAACCUCUGAGGGUGCCUGCCAUAGAUGUGGGCAAAACGUCAGGAGAGAAUACUUCUGGAACAUGGCCAUACAGCCCGGAAUACAUACAACAACCCUAAAACCCCAAAGCUCAGCCUUCGUGUCGUCUUGCAAACACAGGGCCGGCCUUAGGUAAUUUUCAACCGUAAGCGAACAAUAUAGCAAAUAAUAAUAAUAUUUUGGCGCAACCCUAGCGGAUUUUGCGCCACCCGUAGUUGCGUACCCGGCUUAUAGCUUCAGCCGGCCCUGGUGAUAAGCACUGGAGGAGAAACUAGACUAGUGUGAAGGACAUAAUUGAAACCGAAUGGCGUUGUUUUAUCUUUUAUCUGCAGAAUUGAGCCCGCCGAUUCAGUAGGUGAGACUCGCCAUUUUUGGAAGCUGCUACGUUGUGUGAUUUACAUUGCUCUUGGGUCUUACAACCCUCCGAAGUGUUUGGGUGCCUUUCAGUGUCGGAGAGGAUAUAUUAAUUAUUGUUACUGUUUUGGAGCCAACCUUGUUGCCUUUGAUCACCCCCCGUUUUGGGAGGAUGUGCUUCUUCCCUUCAGAACUCAGUAUUAGAACUGAAACCCUUUAUAUACAUUUUCCAUUUAUGACUUGCUCAGGUGCCGGCAUUUUGGGUCUUGGGGAUCUCUCAAAACCCAAACGAACAGCGUUUUAUUUAUUUUAGUCCUCUACAUCGCUGUGUGUUCAGCCUUAAGGAAUGACCGUACUGUUAUUAUUCACGGAUGCAAAGAUAUAUAUUUUAAUGCCCUCCUCCCUGUUUUUUCGGAUUGAAAAACCAGUAAAUAAAAGGUGUGCCGAGCGAAAGGAAAGCCCA
Messenger RNA from Anolis carolinensis (green anole), 3630 nucleotides. RefSeq names its product kelch like family member 21 (gene klhl21). NCBI's taxonomy places the organism in Eukaryota, Metazoa, Chordata, Lepidosauria, Squamata, Anolidae. The transcript has 4 exons. The record is from RefSeq and is a predicted model, not a curated record. Gene Ontology annotation, molecular function: protein binding. The coding region runs from base 64 to 1965 and encodes 633 amino acids.